Schistosoma margrebowiei is the source of this 702-nucleotide messenger RNA. The record is from the annotation of a GenBank genome assembly. Lineage: Eukaryota; Metazoa; Platyhelminthes; Trematoda; Strigeidida; Schistosomatidae.
GAUACUACGAGUAUUUUUUUAAGGUCAAUGGUGUUGAAAUCAAGUUAUCAAUCGUUUUAGCGUAUAUUAUUUACAAUAUUCAAGAUUAUCAUCGUCUGUUAGAUGAACAAGAAUAGAAUGAGUACUCGUAGAGCUCAUUCACCUCGAACAAAAGAUGCUAUUUACUGGCGCUAUCAUUGGAAAAACUCUGAUCCUGUUAUGAUAGCUAGAAGAAUCGGUACAAUAAAUUGGGUUCUUUUGCGUGAUAAGAUAAAUGAAAUGAAUGAUAGACAUGAGAAAGAAGCUAACCCACACACCAUACGUGCUCAGAUUAUUGCAUCCCAGUUACAAAAUAUGUCAAGAGAAACAACAAUAACUCAUACAAAACAUGAAGAUGGCUUUGAAAAAUAUACAAAGGAAAUGAGUAUUGAGUCUACUGAUCAUAAAGGUGGUCCAUACACCAAAGGAAUGACACCAGAAGAACGGAAACAGUUUUUCAGAACAAAAUUAAAUCAGAAAGCUCGUGAAGGUUUUCGAUUUUGGGUAACCGAACGGCCUAAACCAACAAAAUUUGGCCAUUACUCAAUGGGAGCCAAAUAUACUUUCCUCGGAUUAUGCAAUGCCCCGAGAAGUUGAAUAUUUCAUUGUAUUGUACUGUUUGUUUCCAAUAAAAUACACUCAAUUCCUUUUUAGUAAAAUGUGCUAUGUUAAAUAAACAACUAC